Molecule: messenger RNA, 435 nt
Organism: Xenia sp. Carnegie-2017
Lineage: Eukaryota; Metazoa; Cnidaria; Anthozoa; Malacalcyonacea; Xeniidae
Exons: 3
Coding region: 1-435 (144 amino acids)
Source: RefSeq, a predicted model, not a curated record
AUGCAGGGAAGUGCUGAAGAGCUUUUCGAAGGAGAAUCAUAUAUGGACUACUCCUCUUUCAAAGAGUCUAGUCAGAGUGAAGAUUUAGAUAAAGAUACCACAAGUAAUACAGUCAGAAUUGAUGAAGGAGCAAGCUCGCAUGAACAACCUAUGUUCAUGGUAUUUUACAUCUCAUUGGUUAAGUUAUUUGAAAAAUUUUGCUUUAACUGCAAGGCUGAAAAUCCAAAAGUGCACAUUAAAAACAUUGGUUCGAUGGCCAUUGUAGAGCAAAAUUGUGGUAAAUGUGUUGAAAAGAACUUUAUGUGGAGAAGCCAACCUAUGGUUUUGGGAAGAUAUCCAGCUGGAAACGUUAUGACUAGUUUUGGUAUAUUGAUGUCUGGUGUCAGUAUAAGUCAGGCCAUGCUCUCACUGGUCCUAUUUUACGGUGGCCCAUAA